Messenger RNA from Elephantulus edwardii (Cape elephant shrew), 1032 nucleotides. It is a transcript of the gene ISG20L2, whose product is annotated as interferon stimulated exonuclease gene 20kDa-like 2. The record is from RefSeq and is a predicted model, not a curated record. NCBI's taxonomy places the organism in Eukaryota, Metazoa, Chordata, Mammalia, Macroscelidea, Macroscelididae. Gene Ontology annotation, cellular component: nucleus. Gene Ontology annotation, biological process: intrinsic apoptotic signaling pathway in response to DNA damage by p53 class mediator. Gene Ontology annotation, molecular function: nucleic acid binding; 3'-5'-RNA exonuclease activity. The transcript is spliced from 3 exons. Bases 1 to 1032 code for a protein of 343 amino acids.
AUGUCUACUUUGCUCCUCAAUCUGGAUUUUGCGGAACCUCCUCCCAAAAAGGCCUUAAAGGGGAAUUCCAAGCACCAGAGUUUUGUCAGGAAACGGCGGUUCUUGGAACAGAAAGGCUUACUGAAAAAGAAGAAGCAGGUGUCUAGAGUGCUCGCAGACACAGCAAAGAAAGAGGAAAGCCUCAAGGUAGAGGGCACUGGGAGAGUACCUCCACUACCUUACAAAAGAAAGACACCUGCCUCCAGCAGUGGGUCAGAACAAUCCCUGGACAAGAAAAUGGCAGUGUCCUGGCUGACUCCUGCUCCUUCACAAAAGGGUCAUUCUGUUGCCACUAAAGUAGAUUUCCUAGGGGAAUUCCAGAGUGCCCUUCCAGAGAUUAAGAGCCACAAAACCUCCCAGAAGAAACGUUCCCAGAAGAAACCCUCUCAGAAGAAUGCCUCACAAAACUCUACUCUUGCUCACUCAGAGAAUAACUCUGGAGUAUCCCAAGAGAUGCCAACAAAGAUGGUGGCAGUUGACUGUGAGAUGGUGGGCACAGGGCCCAACGGAAAUAUCAGUUCCUUGGCUCGAUGUAGCAUUGUCAACUAUAAUGGUGAUGUACUUUAUGAUGAGUACAUUCGCCCCCCCUGUCACAUUGUAGACUACCGGACCAGGUGGAGUGGUAUCCAAAAGCAACACAUGGUGAAUGCUACACCCUUCAAAAUUGCUCGGAGCCAGAUCUUGAAGAUACUUGCAGGGAAGAUCGUGGUAGGACAUGCUGUCCACAAUGACUUUAAAGCCAUGCAGUACAUUCACCCCAAGUCCCUCACCCGAGACACAUCCCAUAUCCCUCUCCUCAACAAGAAGGCUGACUUUCCAGAGAAUGUUACCAUGUCUCUGAAGCGUCUCACCCAGAAGCUGCUGAACCGCGACAUUCAGGUUGGGGACAGUGGGCAUUCCUCUGUGGAAGAUGCUCAGGCCACCAUGGAACUGUACAAGUUGGUUGAAGUUGAAUGGGAACAGCACCUGGCGCAGAAUCCCCCCGAGGACUAG